GCGGAUUCGAAGGCUUCGAGGGCGGCAUGCCUGGCGGGUUCGCCUUUGGCGGGAUGCCCGGCGGCGGGGGAACCCGCACAUUCCAUUUCUCGACUGGUCCUGGCGGCGGCGGCGGGUUCCGCUUCAGCUCGGCGGAUGAUAUUUUCCGGAACUUUGCGAAGGCGAGUGGCGGUGGAAUGGGCGGUGGAAUGGAAGAUGAUGAUCUGUUCAAUAUCCUCAGCGGGGGGCUAGGUGGUGGUCGUGGGUUCAGGGCGAGCCGCGGCGCUGGUGGUGCUGGUGCCGGUGCGGGCGGUGCGGGAGCGGGAGGAUUCCAGCAGGCGCACCGGGCGCCAACGCCCGAGCCGACGGUCGUGGAGAAGGAGCUACCGCUGACGUUAGAGGAGAUUUUCAAGGGGACGACGAAGAAGGUGACGGUGAAGAGCAAGACGUUCGAUGCGAGCGGGAAGCGGACCGUCCAGGACGUGACGCUGGAGGCCAAUAUCAAGCCCGGUCUGCGGACGGGCUCGAAGAUCAAGUACCGCGGUGUCGGGGACCAGGAAGAGGGUGGACGCCAGGAUGUCCAUCUCAUUGUGACAGAGAAACCACACCCCAACUUCAAACGCCAGGGCGACAACCUCAUCACAACCGUCGAUCUCUCUCUCAAGGAUGCCCUGACAGGCUGGGAACGCAUCGUGCGCACCAUCGACGGCAAAUCCAUCCGUGUCUCCAAGCCCGGUCCCACACAACCCGGCCACGAAGAGAAGUUCCCGGGCCUGGGCAUGACGAUAUCAAAGAAACCGAGCGAGCGGGGCGAUCUCAUCGUCCGGGUGAACGUCAAGUUCCCGGCCACUCUGACGGCCUCGCAGAAGGAUAUCCUCAAGGAUGUUUUGCCAUGA
Aspergillus thermomutatus is the source of this 875-nucleotide messenger RNA. Its product is annotated as putative DnaJ domain protein Psi. The record is from RefSeq and is a predicted model, not a curated record. Gene Ontology annotation, biological process: translational initiation. The annotation marks the transcript as partial. Gene Ontology annotation, cellular component: cytosol. The transcript is spliced from 2 exons. Gene Ontology annotation, molecular function: protein-folding chaperone binding. NCBI's taxonomy places the organism in Eukaryota, Fungi, Ascomycota, Eurotiomycetes, Eurotiales, Aspergillaceae.